Molecule: messenger RNA, 1074 nt
Organism: Phyllostomus hastatus (greater spear-nosed bat)
Lineage: Eukaryota; Metazoa; Chordata; Mammalia; Chiroptera; Phyllostomidae
Product: melanoma-associated antigen 10-like
Exons: 1
Coding region: 1-1074 (357 amino acids)
Biological process (GO): negative regulation of transcription by RNA polymerase II
Cellular component (GO): nucleus
Source: RefSeq, a predicted model, not a curated record
AUGCCUCGAGCUCCAAAACGACGACGCUACAUGCUUGAGGAAGACCUUCCAUCCCAAAGGGAGGCACAGGGCCGUGUGGAUGCACAGAUUCCUGAGGCUGAGGAAGAAGAUUCUUCCUCAUCUUCAACCUGUUCCUCCUCUUUCCCCUCCUCUUCCUCCUCCUCUUCCUCUCUCUAUCCUUUGGUUUCAAGUACCCCUAGUACCCCAGAGGAGGUUUGUGGUGCUGCUGGGACAGCAAGUCCUCCCCAGAGCCCUCCAAGUGCCUGCCCCUCCACCACUUCCAUUGCCACUGCCACUCCAUUGAGCCAAUCCAGCAACCCAAAAGAGGAGGGUCCAAGUACCUCUGAGGCCCUGCCACACACAAAGGUUUUGCCAAGAUUUGUGAUUGAUGAUAAGGUAGCUGAUCUGGUUAGGUUCCUGCUCCUAAAGUAUCGCAGAAAGGAGCUGACCACAAAGGAAGAAAUGCUAAGUAGCAUCAUCAAAGAGUACCAAAACCACUUUGCUGUAAUCUUUAGUGAAGCCUUAGAGUGCAUGCAACUGGUUUAUGGCAUUGAUGUGAAGGAAGUGGACCCGACCAACCACUCCUAUGUCCUAGUCACUAAACUGGGCCUCACCUAUGAUGGGAUGAUGAGCAAUGAGCAUAGUAUGCCCAAGACUGGCCUUCUGAUAUUUAUCCUAAGUAUAAUCUUUGUGGAGGGUAAUUGUGUACCUGAAGAGAAGAUAUGGGAAGCACUAAAUGUAAUGGGGUUGCAUGCCGGGAGGGAACAUUGCAUCUAUGGGGAGCCCAGGGAGCUCAUCACCAAAGAGUGGGUGCAGGAACAGUAUCUGGAGUACCGGCAAGUGCUUAACAGCGAUCCUGCAUGCUAUGAGUUCCUGUGGGGUCCCAGGGCCCACGCUGAAACCAGCAAGAUGAAAGUCCUGGAGUUUUUGGCCCAGGUCAAUGAGACUGACCCCAGAUCCUUCCCACACUGGUAUGAAGAGGCUUUGAGAGAUGAGGAACAGAGAAACCAGGCCACAAUUGACACCACAGAUAAUACUACUGCCAUGGCCAGUGCAAGCUCUUGUGCCAUGUAG